Molecule: messenger RNA, 1119 nt
Organism: Oryzias latipes (Japanese medaka)
Lineage: Eukaryota; Metazoa; Chordata; Actinopteri; Beloniformes; Adrianichthyidae
Gene: commd10
Product: COMM domain containing 10
Source: RefSeq, a predicted model, not a curated record
CAGCAUUGACUGUCACGUGAGCGUCAUCCGGAAGUAAAAGUGUCAACAGUUAGGAUGAUGCUUUUUUGAUACUAUUUCUCAAAAUACAGAAUUAAAAAACGGGGGAAAUGGCUUCUGUCUUAAAAGAAACACAAAGCAUUAAAGAGGCGGUGACCUUCAUCAACACGGUUGACUUGAAUAAGUUCUCCAAGCUCAUCUCGCGGAUCAUUCAAAAGCUUCAUUUGAAGGGGGAAAAACCAUUCAGUGAAGAAGAAGAAGAAAAAGUCCAGGUUGCUCUCUCAUUGGACAAACGGGGUCUGAAUUUAGUCCUGGAGACAACUGCUUUUGUACUUGAGCAGGCAGCUUACCAUAACAUAAAACCAGCAUCUCUGCAGCAGCAGCUGGAGGGGAUUCAUGUGAGCCCAGAAAAGGCUGAGGUGUUUGCGCAGGCUUGGGCCACAGCUGGACCUGACCUCCUGGAGAAGCUAAAACGUAACAUUUUUGCUCCUAAGAAGCUGGAUUAUGUUGGCUGGCAGUUGAACCUACAGAUGGCCCAGUCCAGCCAGGCCAGACUCAAGUCUCCCAGCGCUGUCCUUCAACUGGGGCUCCGCAGCGAAGACUCUGUGGCUCAGGAGAACGUCUUUGUUGAGUUUAACCACGACGAGCUGCUUAAGUUCUACAAGCAGCUUGAAAUGGUGCAAGGACAGUUGGAUUCCCUAACUUAAUGCCUGGUACUUUAUGUGCAAAAAAAAACUGUUAGCGUGACAGUGACUGCUCUUUCAGCAGAUAAAAAUUCAGAAACUCUUGUUUUUUUCUUUGAUUUAUUGAGUGAUGGGCCAAACAGGGAGUUAUUUCGGAGUUCUCUGCAGUCACCUAUAAGUUGUUAGUCAGUAAAUAAAAUGAGAUUUUAUGGUGGAAAGCAACUUUUCUUUACAUCAAUAUGAAUUUCCCUUAAACAAGCUUCUUAGUGGCAAUUUUCUAUAACCUGCUUUGAGUAUUGCUGGAUAUUUUUUAUGUAUUACUUACAAAAUGUGAUAUCAAAUAACAAACCAAUGUAUGCAACUUGAUACAGAACAAAGUUGUUAUGUAAUUUUGAAAAAAACAACAACAAUGCUAUUAAAUUUUUCAGUGAAAAUGAAA